AUAUAAUUCUUCUUCCAUGAACAAUCUCGAUAGACAGACUCGAGACUUCAUGAGCGUAGAGUCUUUCUCUCAGCUCCCGUUCAUCCGCCCACCUCCACCGCCUCCACUCAAAGAAAAGGGCGGCGGAGGCGGAGGCGGUGCCAUUAGACUUUUCGGCAAAGAAUUCGGCGUCAAUACUACUAAUCACACUCAAGGAGAGGCGAAUAAGGAUAUUACGAUCACAAGUCUCGAUAACAUCAAUAAUAAUAGCAACAGGAAAUUCGAAUGCCAUUACUGCUGCAGAAACUUCCCAACCUCUCAAGCACUGGGCGGCCAUCAAAACGCACACAAGAGAGAACGCCAGCACGCUAAGCAGGCCCACUUUCAGUCAGCCGAUGGCCCCACUACUAACUACAGUCGGUUUGCAAACUAUCAUUCUUGGAGCAAAUACAGCUCAACUAAUUAUUCGUACCAACAGCAACAACCAAUCAACGGGAGCCCCUUGUCUAUGUGGCGAACCCCAACAACUCAUAAUUCGUCUGCGGCUCAGAUUAAUCCAUUUUUAAUUAAUUCCAAGAAGGACAAUGAUAACUUGAUGAUGAUGAUGAUGAAGAAGCCAUUGUCAGCAGUAGGAAGUAUUGCCAUUAAUACUCAGAGCCAGUUGAUUGGGCACAACCAGCCAAACCCUAGCAUGCAAGACCAUCAUCAUGUGAGUUUGGAUUUACAUCUUUGAUUCAUUAAAUCAAUCAUUCGGUAACAUUAAUUUAUUCUCGAAACUCGAGUAUUUUAUAUGUAUACGCUAGUUAUUAGUACUUUAUUUGCUAAAUGAGAUAAUUUGAGGAAUAAACACUUUGCUAUAGUAUAUGUAACAUGAAUUUAUUAGUCCACUUCCAAUUUUACCUCAUAUCUCCACUUAA
Messenger RNA from Erythranthe guttata (spotted monkey flower), 896 nucleotides. RefSeq names its product zinc finger protein GIS. NCBI's taxonomy places the organism in Eukaryota, Viridiplantae, Streptophyta, Magnoliopsida, Lamiales, Phrymaceae. Gene Ontology annotation, biological process: trichome morphogenesis; trichome differentiation; response to gibberellin. Gene Ontology annotation, molecular function: DNA-binding transcription factor activity. The record is from RefSeq and is a predicted model, not a curated record.